ACACACACACACACACACAGUGAGUGUAGAGGAGCGGACACAGAGAGGAAUAUCCACACACACACUCACACACAGAGCUCUCCAGGUGUUGGAGGAGAACUCGGCGGAUAUUGUCAGAGUGAGGUGGCUGAUUCCAGUGGAGCUUGUGCUCAGUUGCUCGUUUGGAUUUUAUCCCUUUAAUCGGAGCUGAUUUCACCACUGGAUAUGAACAGAGUGCGUCGGAAAUCAACCGAUUUAUUUUACCGGUUGGGAUUUUCCUAAUUAAAGAGGGAAGAGGAGGAGAGCGUUUCAGCAUUCAGCUUGUGACUGAAAUGGGAUUUUCCUGUGGACCUGGACUGAAUUUUUAGGCUUAAAUACUUAGGAUUUGUUAAAAAUUUAUUUAAAAAAAAUUAUUUUUUUUUUCUUUCUUUAAAAAAAAAAAGCCACCCCAAAAAGCUUCCUCAAAGACUUGCCUGGGGACACUGUUUUUUUUUUUAAAACUCUUUAUUUGGUCUUGUGGAAAUGGUGGGCCAUCUACACUUGCAGGCUAUGGAGGAGAGUCUGAAGGGAAAGAGCCGUGAGGGGCUCCUCGACAGUCCUGACUCAGGGCUUCCACCGAGCCCGAGCCCACCCUUCUGUCCACUCUCACCGUCAACCGCAGAGCCUCGCGCCCCCAUCACCGCCGACCACCAUGGAGGAAUGUACUGGAGGAAGGAGGGCCGAGAAGGCAAACUGCUUCCAUACCUGCUGCUGAACUCUCAGGGUGCAGAUGUCAAGUCACGCAUGCACCCCGUGGUGUUCGGUGAAAGCAUCGAGGUGAACCCUAGACCCACCACAGAGAUGAGGUUCAGCUCGGAGGUGAAGUACGACUCACACCGGCACUACCGUGAUGAGGUUUACUGUGCACGGGUUCCCACGGUAAACUCCUACAGCGAGACGGUGGUGGCGCUGCAGAACCACACGUGGCGCAGCUACAAGUCAGAGGUUCACUUCCUGCCACGGCACCGGCCCAUUCGCUACCAGAGCACGGCCAUCGUCUACCCCAAACACGCGCGCAACAUCUACCGCACCACGCUGCACUACAACGCCAACGCCGCCGGACGCCGCAGGUUCGUGUCCACAGUGAGGCUGGAGUCGAGCGAGGACGGCAGUCCCUGCAUCAUCUACACCGAGGAGCUGUGAGACACGCCCAUCAUGCUGAGACGCACUACUGUGCAAACUCACCAUCACAAAGCUAAAACUCCUCUUGGGUGGAGAAAUGGGCGACUUGUGUAACAGAACGACUACAGACUUCCCCGAAAGGGAGGAAAGGACGUGACAGAGACGUUUAUUUUGUCUCUGGUGAAGUUGGUACUAUAUAUUAAGUGAGUGAUGGAAUCUGUAUACAGAGCAGUUUCAAUAAGGUAGCAAUUCAUCUUUAUUUUGCAGUCGGGAGGUGGGUUAAACCUAUUGUUCUUUUGUCUGUUUACUUGUUCUUGCCAUUACACUCCGCUAUAAAGAAUAUGAUUCAAUAAAACAAUGCUGUAAAAAAUAUCCUCAAAACUCUAUGGCAUGGUACAGAAAUACGAGGGAAAAAAAUCAUGCCAGGAAUAGUACAACUUUCUGCGAGUUGUAUAAAUGCUUGAUUGCACUUUUGCUAAGAAAUUUUUUUUCUUUCUUCUUUUGGCUACAGUGAUUUUGGUUGAGCUGAGGGCAGCGUAGGAGCACUUGAAAGAUUGGACCAAUGUUUUUAUACAGAUCACAGAAAGAGACGUGGGAGUUUGUAGCACACCGGUUAUUUGAAGCGGUCCAAGAACAUGGCCUUGAAGCAAAGUGCCUUUUCACUCAUGACUCUGGACCUGCGGUUAAUAAUCUGGCUGAAGUUGAACGAUAGAGAGUGGACAUGUCGAGACAGAAGCUCAAGUUUACCUGAGUCCAGAAAUAACAGUGAUUUUCAGCACAAAAGUCUGGAAGCUCAGUCCAGGCAAGUUUUGUUUACAAAUCACUAACACUCCAGCCAGCUAAUUUGAGGGAAGGAAAGGAUUUACCUCCAAACUGAGAGACCAGUGGUGCUGUAUUUUUCUGACUAUAAGACACUUAAACAAAUAAAUAAAAAAUUCCCCCUAAUCUUGCAAGUGAUAAGUGACGUCACCACACGUUUCUGCCACAGAGGGGCCAACAUUUUUAGCUAAUCAGACCAAACGCAAAUAAAAUACACCUAGCAGAAAAGGCGAUUCACUGAAGGGGAAAGGACGCCAGACAUGAAGAAUGCAUUUGCUUCCAGUAGCACUUACUUUCGAUUGUUUAUCUAUGCUAUCUGUGAAAUCACGAGCCAACAGAAAAGAAGUGGGCGGGACUGUGGUAUCACUGGUGGGUAAACAAUUAGAGGAGCUACCUAGUAUUAAGAAGCGUUCAUACCAGACUUUUACUCACAUUGGGGGAAAAAAAAAAUGAGCCGUCUUGUCCACUGACAUGCACUAGGAGAUUCUGUGGGAAAAUCUUGUAUUUUGUUUCUACCUUCCAGAAUCUCAUUAGCAAUGUUGGCAACUCAGUCUAAAAGUCUAAAAUAUAAAUUACUCAAACCCAGACAGGAACUAAAUUUGUGAGAGCAGAGAAAAGGGGAAUUUGGACAUAUUUUCGCAAUUUAUUGGAACCAAACGUUUGGAUUUGUCGCUUUGCUGCAUCAUAAUUAAUCUGCAUAAAAUUGUGUCACAAGUAUACACAUUAUUAUGAUAAACAGAAAAUAUAAUUCUAUCCAGACAGUAUUUUGGGAGAUUUUGGGGCAGAUGUGUCUUAUACUCAGGAAAAUACACCACCACCUGACAAUGUUCUUUGAUAUAAGGUGGUAAAUAUGGCAGGAGGAUGGUGAGGGAUUCAGAUACUACGCUGCUUCACUUCUAAGGGAACGAUCUCCGCCACGUCACAAGUUCAGGCACGUCGAAAGGAUGUUGCGGUGUUUUGUGUUUGUCUUACAAACAUCUGGAUUAGAAACACUAAAUUAUGGUACAACUUUAAAAUUUACGUUACGAUUUCUUACCUCACUCAGAAUCUACUCAAUCAUGACUUUUGCUCUUAAUCCACAGAUGUUUCUCGUGGCUCGUUGUGUGGGAAAUGUAUAUUUAGUGUCCAAAAUGGUGUGCGUACGUUGGCGUACGUGAAGGACGUCAUUUCUGUACAUGAAAGUAACGAAUGGACGGAUUUUAUACAUGAAACUGAGGUACCACGUUAAAGACCUGAAUCUGCGUGAUGUGUUUUAUACGGUAAAUUAAGAUGAGGUAAAGAAAUUGGGUAAGAAGUUCAUGAGAUGCUCAAAUGACAAGACAAAGUCACACGUGACUUUAUUCACAUGGACUGGAGCGAAUGAAAACUGUAGCGAUGGACAAAGUAAAGUUGGUAUGAAAGGAAUUUGGAAAGUGUUAAAAAAAAAGUUUCGUGACAUUGAGCGGAGAUGUUUCUGUAAAAGUGGAUGAAAGUCUGUGAUUGUGGAUGUAAAAUGCUCUCUAAAUGGAUAAUUUUUUGAUUCUUUUUACGUUUUUUUUCCUGUAAAAUACUUCUUGAUGUAUAUGUUGCAUAUGGCACUUAAUGAUUCUCUUUAUAUUUUUGUAUUCCCAAGUUUAAAUCUUUUUUGUUUUGUUUUGUUUUGGGCAAGAGAUUAGAAAAUAAUUUAAGACACAGUGUAUAUCUUAAAUGAACAAAUAAAAUCCCAAUUCUUUAA
Pangasianodon hypophthalmus (striped catfish) is the source of this 3673-nucleotide messenger RNA. RefSeq names its product refilin A (gene rflna). Gene Ontology annotation, molecular function: filamin binding. The record is from RefSeq and is a predicted model, not a curated record. Gene Ontology annotation, cellular component: actin filament bundle. The transcript is spliced from 4 exons. Bases 502 to 1161 code for a protein of 219 amino acids. Gene Ontology annotation, biological process: negative regulation of chondrocyte development; skeletal system morphogenesis; actin filament bundle organization. Lineage: Eukaryota; Metazoa; Chordata; Actinopteri; Siluriformes; Pangasiidae.